Molecule: messenger RNA, 3141 nt
Organism: Benincasa hispida (wax gourd)
Lineage: Eukaryota; Viridiplantae; Streptophyta; Magnoliopsida; Cucurbitales; Cucurbitaceae
Product: putative cyclic nucleotide-gated ion channel 20, chloroplastic
Biological process (GO): transmembrane transport; monoatomic ion transport
Cellular component (GO): membrane
Molecular function (GO): monoatomic ion channel activity
Source: RefSeq, a predicted model, not a curated record
UAUACAAACACUGUGGACUAGACGAAGGAAGACUGACGGAAGGCUCCUUGGUUGGGUGGACAAUAAAAUAAGCAGGCGAAUAUUCAAAGUCUUCGCAAACGCUGCGUUGCCUUGGUCACCUCUUUUACUAUUACAAUUUCCUCUUCCCCUCACAAUGCAGUUGCAGUUUCAGUUGCAGAAUUCUCCAACUGUUCACACUUUCACUUUCUCCUCCUCUCUGCUGCCAUGGAAUUCGCUCUGGAAUUCAUACUAAGUAGGCGUCUGCUUCUCUCUCCGUCUCAGGUUUAGAUACUUAGGCAUGGCUGCUUUUGAAAAAGACGAUAUACCAAUGCUAUCAAAUACCGAUCCACCGAUGUUUGAUGAACAAGCGGAUUCUUAUUUUCCUUCAUAUGCAUCCUUGGGCCGGAGUUCGUCACUAUCAAUUCCAGCAACUUCUUCUGGGAUGUAUGGAAGUGAAGCAAAUCUUGUUGCUCAUACUGGUCCCCUACAAAUCGGAAGAAGUUCAUUCAUGGUGAGUGGUUCAAAAUAUACUGGCGGCAAGCCUGAAAAACUUUCACAGUCAAAGCCAGGAGUGACUGAAAGCAAAACGGCAGAGCCGUUGGCAGAAAAAUUUCCUUCCUUCAAGACGACAGAUGAGUCUGAUUGGUCCAUUCAUAACUAUGCUGGUAGAAACGAACACUUAAUAAGGUCUGGCCAGCUGGGAUUGUGCAAUGAUCCUUUCUGUAUAACUUGUCCAACAUAUAAUUUCAAAGCAUCACAACAGAAAAGCUCAAGAAUGUCAGGCAUAUUUGACGCCAAGUUUCAUAAUGAUCUCUACGGAGGAGGGAAAGGUUGGGCGGGGAAGUUUCAGUCCUUCUGGUGCUUCUUGCUUCCAUAUAUUCCUGGAGUUAUGAAUCCUCAUGCAAAAGUUAUACAGCAAUGGAACAAGUUUUUUGUCAUUGCUUGCUUAGUGGCAAUCUUCUUGGACCCAUUAUUUUUCUUCUUGCUGUCUGUUCAAGAGAAGAAUAAGUGCAUCGUUAUUGACUGGCCUUUGACCACAACAUUGGUGGUUUUUCGGAGCAUGACUGAUUUUAUCUAUUUCCUACACAUGCUUCUCCAGAGUCAGGGGGAGCAUAAGGAAUUAGAUGAUGAUUUCCUUGUCUACACAGUUAUUUCUCCAUUCGAUUCUCUUCCUGAUUCAUCUCUACCUGUGGCUACCUCUACUCUUCCACCCACGUUAAGGUCUAUACUCGACGACAACCUCCUUCAGUUCCAUGCCUUGUACCAGAGUCUUCUUCGUCAUUGGAUCCAGACACGAGUGAUGAUCUUCCUAUUGCUUUUCGUAAAGUUUAGGUUGGCCUACGUGGCACCAGAAACCAGAGUUGUUGGUGCUGGCGAAUUGGUUGAUCAUCCAAAGAAAAUUGCUAUGAAUUACCUUAAAGGAAAUUUUUUUAUAGAUUUGCUUGUUGUUUUGCCGCUGCCUCAGAUUAUAAUUUUUCUUGUCCUGCCAAAGUCUUUGGGGUCAUCUGGAGCAAAUUAUGCCAAAAAUCUAUUACGCACUGCAGUUACUGUUCAAUAUAUUCCCAGACUGUAUAGGUUUCUACCUCUUCUUGCUGGCCAGUCUCCAAGUGGCUUUGUUUUUGAGACAGCAUGGGCAAAUUUUGUCAUCAAUCUUCUGACCUUUAUGUUGGCUGGUCAUAUCGUUGGCUCUUUCUGGUAUCUCCUUGGGCUUCAGGGGGUGAAUCGAUGUUUCCGAAAGGUCUGCGUUGACACUAAAAAUCUGAGCUGCUUGGAAUAUAUAGAUUGUGGGCAUGGGGAUGAAGCUGGGAGUCUGAUUCCAAAUUCACAGAGGGAUUCAUGGAUAAAUAAUGAGAAUGCUUCAGCAUGUUUUGCCAAAGAAGGUUUUGAUUAUGGAAUCUACCUUCAGGCUGUAAAUCUUACUACAGAAAAUAGUAUAAUCACGAGAUAUACUUACUCAUUAUUUUGGGGAUUCCAGCAAAUCAGUACUCUGGCUGGGAACCAAGUCCCAAGCUAUUAUGUCUAUGAAGUCCUUUUCACUAUGGCUAUUAUUGGGCUUGGCCUAUUGCUGUUUGCUCUUCUCAUCGGGAACAUGCAGAACUUUCUCCAGGCUCUUGGAAGAAGGAGGUUAGAAAUGUCACUAAGACGUCGUGAUGUUGAGCAGUGGAUGGAGCAUCGUCGCUUACCACAUAAUUUAAGAAGGCAAGUACGACAGGCUGAAAGAUACAACUGGGCUUCUACAAGGGGCGUUAAUGAAGAGAGGAUUUUCGAAAAUUUGCCUGAGGACCUACAAAGAAACAUAAGACGACAUCUCUUUAGAUUUGUCAACAAGGUUCGCAUUUUUGCACUGAUGGACUAUGAGCCUAUUUUAGAUGCAAUACGUGAGAGAUUGCGACAAAAGACAUACAUAGAAGGAAGUGAGGUUUUUUCUGCAGGAGAUAUCAUUGAGAAGAUGGUUUUCAUCGUACGGGGGAAAAUGGAGAGCCGUGUAGAUGGAAAUGGGAUUGUGGUUCCCUUAUCUGAAGGAGAUGUCUGCGGUGAGGAACUUCUAACAUGGUGUCUUGAGCAUUCCUCCAUAAACAAAGAUAUGAAGCGGCAUCAAGUUCCAGCACCAAGAUUGGUCAGCAACCGGACAGUAAAAUGCUUAAGUAAUGUUGAAGCGUUUUCUCUCCGGGCUGCAGACCUCGAAGAAGUGACUAGUAUGUUUUCCAGAUUCUUGCGAAAUCCACGUGUUCAAGGAGCCAUAAGGUACGAAUCACCCUACUGGAGGUACCUAGCGGCAAUGCGUAUUCAAGUAGCUUGGAGAUACAGAAAAAGGCGUCUAUCUCGAGUUCAAACCUCUCAAUCUAACUAAUUCCUCGACAAGGGAGACUCUUUUUGGGGGAAGAUAAGUAUUGUCUUAUACAUCGGUCAACUUGAGUUCCAAUUGACCUUUUCAAUGUGGUAAUUUUAUUAGUCAUUUUUUUUUUUAUCUAUUAAUCCUAUAACAUUUUUAAGCAACUACAUAUGGUAAAGUUAAUAGGAGCUCCUACACACCGGUGCUAAAGCAAGUAUUGUUCUUUAAAGAAUAUGUAAUUAUAAAUGUGCAGAAGUUCAGUACCAGUACUAUUUCUUGUCUAAUUCCAAAAGUAUAUUUUUCUUUUA